AUGUCUGACAUUGAAUUGCUGAAGCAAGCCCGGAAGGGAACGAAAAGCUGUACCGAGUGUAGACGCCGGAAGGUCCGCUGCAUUCGCAUUCCCGAAGACGCAGAGACCUGCCGCGGCUGUGAAGAUCGAGGCUUGCAUUGUGUUGCUCAAGUAUUCAGCUCUAGACCACUUCGGCCACCACGACUACCAUCUCGGCAUCGCAUUGCGCAACUGGAGUCAGAGGUCGCCAGUCUGCGGAAGGCCGUCCACAAUAUUCAGUCAAAGUUGGGCUAUCAGACAAUCGACAUAGAGCCAACCUCUGCGCAAACGGCCUUUAGCCCCGGAGAAGACGAAUCUGAUGACGACUCUAACACUUCAGAUGUUAUUGCCACCGAGCAGCCGUCGCAUUUGCGUUCGCUCUUCCAGAAUGAUUGGUUGAGUGCCGAUAUUGGCGGUCAGGAUGAGCAGUCGCAAGACCGUAGAGCCAAGGCCUCUGCUCAUCUCUUGGACUCUGCCAGAGAGAGAUUGCAAAGGCUGGUCCCCGCCAAAGAAGAUGUUGUGAACAUGGCUAGAACCGCGUCGAAGUGGCUGGAUCUAGUCAACUCGGUCCUCCCACAGCCGUUCGGACUGAAUUCGCAACAAGAGCUGCUCGACAGUUAUGACAACAUGCUCAAACCUGACGUGGAUGCCAUAUCACUGGCCGCCUGGUUGCUCGACCUCGCACUCACAGCUCAGCAAGAACCAAGGGUCUACAACAGUCCUGCCACGUCCCUCAACAGGUUCCACAAGGUUUCGAAUUUCUCUCGAGCAGUAUCUGAUACCGUGGAGAGUGCGCUCUUCAACCACGAUCGGCUACUGGGAACAGUCCAGGGUCUAGGCAUGGCAAUGCACUUCCUUCGCCUUCAAAUCAGCCAGGGAAAUUUCCACAAAGCCUGGAUUCGUGUGCGACAUUGCAUAUCGCUCGCCGAGCUGCUUGGCCUCUCGCGUCUACCGCAGAACUCGCAACAUAACGACAUUGGACGAACCCAAGAGGAAGGAUUGCAGUAUCAAAGAAUACAGCUCUGGGAGUUCAUGUGCUCUGCGGAGAGGUUGGCGGGAAUGCUCGUCAACCGGCCACCCAUCUCGCGGCGCUUAGAAGACCCGAGCACACAACCGUUGACUGUGAACGGCAUCGUCCAGACCCAAGUUUACCUGAAGAGAUUGACAGACAUCACGGCGAAAUUCCAUACAUUGGAUGAUCCGGUGGUCACACGUGGAGCAAGUGCUCAAGCAUAUGCAUCUGCGCUUGAACUCGACCGAGAGUUGAGGAUCCUCGCGUCGGAAACUCCAAAGCCGUGGUGGGAGCGAGACACGAACGCGAUCAAAGCUGCAAAUUUGUGUCAGAUGUUGCAUUACUACUUUGUAAUGCGAGUACACUUACCAUUUACCGUACGACAAGGUCUUGGAGAAGCCAAUGCGUACAGUCGCCUAACAUGUUUGGAUGCUUGCGAAGAAGUCGCCCAGCGCUACCAAAGGUUGCGUGGGAUGCUGCCCUCCGGGAUCUUUCUGUCGCCGAUAAUGGACUUGCAGGCCCUGACAGCUACGGUCGUCUUACUCCUCGCAUCCCACAGUGGAGCAGUCAACGAUCGGAUCGAGCUCCAGGCCAACAAGGCUCGAGUGCAGGACACAGCAACGCAGGUUUUGAGACUCAUGGAGGAAAAGUCUGGCGACGCAGCGGGAUCCAGUUUUGCUCGACAAGGUGCCAUUGCCAUUCGGUCUCUGAGCGCGCUUCUUCAAAAGAGUGAAGGUGCGGCUGGUUCGAGUCAGUUGAGUCUAAAGGUUCCGCUGCUAGGAAACAUCAACAUCCGCCGCAACACGAAUCCUCCUCAGGCGGCAACGACAGGGAAUCAGCAACCGGCGCACGUCAUGCCAGGUACCGGACUUUGGGAUCCAAGUCAACACCCGGCCUCCCAGUUAUUUGAUGGAGCAACUCUGAACCAAAUACAUGCUGCGCCUUCGACUAUGCAGGAGCAGGCUAACUGGCAGUGGAAUCCUCUCUCGUGGUCAAUCGAGGACAAUUCAUUUCAGGAUGCUUUCAUGAUAGACGACCUAGACCAACUCGGCAUGUGGCAGGGUGACGAUAUUAGCAUGCAGUUCAACAGUUGA
Molecule: messenger RNA, 2124 nt
Organism: Cladophialophora yegresii CBS 114405
Lineage: Eukaryota; Fungi; Ascomycota; Eurotiomycetes; Chaetothyriales; Herpotrichiellaceae
Exons: 3
Coding region: 1-2124 (707 amino acids)
Biological process (GO): regulation of DNA-templated transcription
Molecular function (GO): zinc ion binding; DNA-binding transcription factor activity, RNA polymerase II-specific
Source: RefSeq, a predicted model, not a curated record